AUGCCUGAAGACUCUCAGCAUCCUGUCAAGGACAAAGAACCUCUCAUCGAGAGGAUUUUCGAGCAUCAUCAUCAUAAGCACAAUCAGGAAGAAGACGCCCACUCUGAUAAGCAAAAUGAACCGUCGAACAAGAAGGAUAAACCGAAAUUCUACGACGAUUACCUGAAGAAGGAUGAGAAAGCCCUCAAAGACUACUACGAGAAGGACAAGGAGUUGGAAGCCGAGGGCCAGACCUAUGGAGGCUUGAUGUGA
Penicillium roqueforti is the source of this 252-nucleotide messenger RNA. RefSeq lists its product as uncharacterized. The transcript has 2 exons. The coding region runs from base 1 to 252 and encodes 83 amino acids. The record is from RefSeq and is a predicted model, not a curated record. NCBI's taxonomy places the organism in Eukaryota, Fungi, Ascomycota, Eurotiomycetes, Eurotiales, Aspergillaceae.